Molecule: messenger RNA, 930 nt
Organism: Paramecium sonneborni
Lineage: Eukaryota; Ciliophora; Oligohymenophorea; Peniculida; Parameciidae
Source: the annotation of a GenBank genome assembly
AUGAAAAAUCAAGUUAUGUAAAUAAUAUACAUAAUUUUAUAUAAAAUUUAUCAGUAUGUUAUGGUAGGGUAUGUUUAAAUUUUAUUAUUAAGAAAAUUAAGAUAUAAUCCCCUUUUUAAUGCAAAUUAAAUGAAAUUUAUGGAAAUAUUGAAUAAAAUAUGUAGAAUAAUAAAUAAAAUCAACCAGGCCCAAAAUCUCUAAGAAGUAAAUUUUAAAUGUAUUUUUAGCCUAAGAAAGUACAUUAACUAAGCAUUCAGAAGCUUUUAGUAUUUUAGAUUCAAGAAUAUUGGAAAAUAAAGAUAAUUUAGAAUUGUAAGUUCUUAGAUAUCCAAAUCCUCAAACUAUGUUCCACAAUCCAAGUGUUUCAUUAAUGCCGAACUUUUCAAACUUCUUUAUUAGUAAUUAAUACAAUACAACAAUUGCUGAUUAAUUACUGCAUUCAUAAUUGAUGCCUUAAAGUAAUGCUUUUUAGGCUAUGCCUUUAAAAAGUCUUGCUGCUGAGGGUAUGAGAAUAGUUUGUGAAAUUGAUAUUUUAAUGUUGAGACAUUAUUAUCAAUUAAGAGAAUAGGUAAAAGUUCUGAAAAUAUUUAGAUUUUUAACAAACACAAUUAAACCACAUCAAAAAGAAUGGAUAAUAAUUCUAAUCAGAUUGAUUGGAUUAAAGGGAGAUUCUAAUAUCGAUUUAAAGAAAAAAUCAGUAAAAUGAUGUGCAAAUUAGUGGAUGAAGUUAAAUCACUCAUAAAUAAUAAAACAGAAGAUGAUUAAUAAAUUAAUAUUGAUAAAUUGAGAUUCUAACCAGAGGAACUAAUAUAACUAGAUAAAGAAUUAAAGGAAAAGAGAGAAGAUUUAUAAGAAUAUUUAGAUCCUUAUGAGGUUUGUGGUAGAAUAGCAAAAUUAAUAGAGAUGUAUUUUAGAAGUUCUGAUUAAUGA